UCUCUGAUAUUUGGCCACUAAUUUUAGCAAUCUUUGAACAUCAACAAAGCGCGGUUAAUUGAAAUUUGAAAGUGUUGUGUGUUCCGUGUGUUGUUCACGACUUUUGGAGGUUAUUUUUGCUGAAAUGCGUCGUAACUACUUUUGAAUUACAUCUUCGCUGUAGUACGUACGUUAUCUAAGAAUCCUGCACUAUCUACCAAUAAAGAAAUUAGUGAAAGUGUUUUCCGAAAUGAAGUGUCUGUGUUGUCAAACUUGCAGCAAGUAAUGAGCGAAUUCAUCAUCGUUCAAGUUGGCCAAUGUGGUAAUCAGAUAGGAAACGAAUUCUGGCCACUUGUUCUUCAGGAACAUGGUAUCCAUUGGAAGAAUCAGAAAAUUUCCACACAGAAGCUACAGAAAUCUAAGCAAAUGGAACUAUCAAAAGCACUCCACAGUUUCUUCUCCGUACCCAAAUCUUCAACAGAAUCCACGUACAAAACUGUGGCUGACUUGGAGAGAGGAAAGGUAAAAGCAAGGGCUUUAUGCAUUGACAUGGAAGACAGUGUUGUAGCUAAUUACAGAAAUGGGCCAUUGUGCAACAUAUUUGAUAAAGCCUGCUUACUGACAAAUUAUCCUGGCUCGGGAAAUAAUUGGGCUGAAGGAAACUUGUCUCAUGGUAGAAGAUACGCAAGCAAGAUAGAAAACUUGCUUCGGAAGUCAGCAGAAUCUUGCGAUCAGUUGCAUGGUUUCUUGCUCCUUUUCUCAGUUGGAGGUGGCACAGGCUCUGGUCUGGGAUCUUCUCUGCUGCCAUUAUUAUCAGACAUUUUUCCAGAUGUACACAGGUUGGUGACAUGUGUUUAUCCUGCUGGCAAUGAUGAUGUUAUAACAGCUCCUUAUAAUGCUGCUCUAGCCACACAACAAUUGACAGAUCAUGCCGACUGUGUCUUUCCAGUUGGAAAUAAGGCACUGAUUGAUAUAUGCAGCCGCAUGCGCAGAAGUCGAGAUGAGGAAGUGGUUCGUCGAAUUGUCAGAUCCAAACCAUUUCAGGAUAUGAAUCAUAUCAUUGUUCAUAUGCUUCUCAAUUUAACAAGUGGAGCUAGAUUUCCUGGGACUCUCAAUGUAGAUAUGGGUGACAUUCCAACUAAUAUGGUGCCAUUCCCAGGACUGCAUUAUAUUUCCAGUGCUAUUAGUCCCCUGGGGGCACUGUUGAGGAAAGAAGAACUUUUUCCUGCUGUUUGGUCAAGGGACAACCAAUUAAUUAAUGUUGAUCCUGUGUCAGGAGUUACUAUGGCAUCUCUUCUUGUUGCCAGAGGAGCUGUGUCUCUUGUUGAAAUGCGCUCAAAUAUUGACAGGUAUCAGAAGAAGAUUAAAGUUGCCCCAUGGAGUGAGGAUGCAAUUAAAACUGGUCUUUGUUCUGUCCCUCCAGCUUAUUGCCCUUCAUCAGUUUUGGGACUUUAUAACACAUCAUCAAUGACUGAUCUUUUUGAGAACGUAUUAACACAGUUUAAAAAACUCUAUAGCCGAAAGAUCCCAGAUUUAAUAAAGGCAAAUGGCCCAAAUCUUUUAGAUAAAAUACAGAAAUUACUUAAUGAGCUGGAGCAAGAGGAGAAUGACAGCAACUUUUAUGACCCGACAAGUGAAGAUGAACCCAAUAACAUUGAAGAGGAUGAUAUUGACCUUACAGAUGGUGAGAGUGAAGAUCGCCAAAUUACAGUCAUUGGUGCAGACCUUCCAAAUUCUGGCAAAAAAUGGAGCGAUACUCUGUUCCGAUCAAGAAAACGAUCCAGGAUUGUUUCUUCAUCUUUCGGUGGCUAGGACUACAUCAUUUGGACUCAAAAGAUCUCUCUGCAGGGUAAGGAUGGACGUCGCUGGUCAUCUUCAGCUCCUAAAAACAAGACAGUGCCUACACCUCAAAAAAAAUAUUAUCCAUCAUAUUCAGUCCCCUAUUAGUGGUGCUAGAAAUGCUGCUACACCGUUAGAAAUAUUUUCUUUAUUUGUCACAGAUGACAUGUUACAAUUAAUAGUAAAUCACAUGAAUAAAGAGGUAAUGAGGAAAAAAUCAAAAUCCAAAGAGCACUCAAGAGUACAACUUCCACUGAAGAAUUAAAAACUUUAAGUGGUAUCCUGAUCUUGACAUCAGCUUUGAAGAAUAACCAUUUAUCAACUUGUGAAUUAUUUGACAGUAAUUCAUGUAGCCCUAGAUACAAAGCAGCCAUGUGUUUCAAGUGAUUUGAGUUUUUAAUUUCUUGUCUGAGGUUUGAUGGUAAAGGAAUUAUGGGAUGAAUUUGUUAUCAAUUACUGUAUCUAUUACAGACCGGGCUCAUUCAUUACAGUGGGUGCACAACUCCUUGCAUUUUGUGGUAGAUGUCCAUUUCAUAUGUUCAUAGCCAACAAGCCUGCUAAAUAGGGGAUUAAAAUUGUCAUGGCGUGUGAUGCAGGAACAAAAUAUAUGGUCGAUGCUUCCCCAUAUCCCGGCAAAGCACAGAUACUGAAGGUCUGAGAAUACUAAGUGAAGGGGCUCUCAAAAACAAUGAGAGGAUCUAACUGAAAUGUUACAGUUGAUAACUGGUUCACAUCUAUCAAGUUAGCCGAUGAUCUGCUUAAGAAGAAACUUGCUCUCGUUGGUACUUUGAGACACAAUAAGCAAGAAAUACCUCCAGAAUUACUUAUAACCAAGAAGAUAGAGAUAGGAACAUCUAUGUUCAUCUUUUACAAGGAAAUGACUCUUGUCUCUCAUAAAUCUAAGGCAAAUAAAAUAGUCCUUCUGUUAACAAUGACGCACGACCAAGCUGAAAUAGAUGAAGUAACUAAUAAAUGUAAGGUGAUUCAUUGCUACAACACAAAAGGUGGCGUUGAUUCAUUAGCCCAGAUGUCGUGCAACAUUUCUUGCAGCCGGAAGACUAAAUGCUGGCCUUUGUGUGUCUUUUACGGAAUUUUGAACAUUAGGUGCAGGUAAGUCACGUUCACAACACCACCCGUGAGAAGGAGAAUGUCCUAAAGAGGAAAAACUUUGUAAUACGACUGAGUGAAGAGCUACUCUCACCAUGGAUGCAAAGCAGGCUACACAUACCAGGAGUAUCAAAUGACCUCCGCCUCGCUAUACAUUCUGUCCUUGGAAUUGAACACCAUCGUGAGGACAUUGGUGGAAAUGCUGGAAUAUCAUCUGCCCUGAGGAGAACUAUCUGCCACAUAUGUCCAUCGAAAAAGAGAAGAAUGACAACAACGUUUUGUGCUGUUUGUCGUAAGGCUUUUGCAAAGAGCAUUGAGCACAAUUAUACACUAAUUGUUCGAAAUAAAUGUUGUUAUUGUUGUCAAAAACUAUUGU
Molecule: messenger RNA, 3301 nt
Organism: Schistocerca piceifrons (Central American locust)
Lineage: Eukaryota; Metazoa; Arthropoda; Insecta; Orthoptera; Acrididae
Product: tubulin epsilon chain-like
Exons: 10
Coding region: 265-1791 (508 amino acids)
Biological process (GO): microtubule cytoskeleton organization; mitotic cell cycle
Cellular component (GO): cytoplasm; microtubule
Molecular function (GO): GTP binding; structural constituent of cytoskeleton
Source: RefSeq, a predicted model, not a curated record